Molecule: messenger RNA, 3545 nt
Organism: Spodoptera littoralis (African cotton leafworm)
Lineage: Eukaryota; Metazoa; Arthropoda; Insecta; Lepidoptera; Noctuidae
Source: the annotation of a GenBank genome assembly
ACCUAUUUAUAAUGAAAGACAAGGGCGCUACAUCGGCCUCGGUAGCAUUAUAGAUAGGAUGGAAUCUUAAACAUAAGGCAUAGCCAAGCACUGAUGUGAUGACUUCCCCUAUACAUUAUUAUACUCUUUGGUGAUGACGCGGGAAGUUUUCAAUUGUUUGCCACGUCAAGUAUUAAUUUUGUCUCACCGUCGCGUCGUGAAUUGUGAAAAGAAAAUACAAAAAUAUGAUAAAUUUAUAGCAAAAUUUAUAAGAAAAAAAAUGGUUAUCAAAACAGUGUCCAUUUCCAAACCUCGUCCUCAGCGGUUCUUGCACGAGCGAGCGAGUCCGCCGGGAGUGGCCGCCUGGACACGUCGUGCCGUAGACGCCCCGCCGCCGCCAAACGCUCGGAGCCCCGCGGGCCCCACGCCGGCGCCGCAAUUUGCUUUCGUAGAAAGUAAGUGGUUGCGACUCCAGGAGUCUCGCAGUAACGACGCGGUUGUUGCAGAGGCCGCGUGGCGCCGCUCGCGCUCUCCGAUCUCGCAGCGCACCGCCGCGUCGCUCGCCGGCCACGCCGCAAACACGCGCGAGUCAGAAGCUGGAGACGUGAUCGAUCUAGGCGCCCCGCGCCUGUUGCUGCGGCGGGCGCCAGCCGAGCCCCGGCAGCCAGGCCGGCCGCGGACUCGGCAGCCCUACACGCCCAACCCGCGCCUGUACCCGGGGCCCCGGCCCAAGCCCAAGCUGAGACCCAAGCGUGCCGAUCCUCGCGGAAACGAAGGCCGUGGCCGACGCCGCAACCGCGUGUUCCGGCGGCCAGUGCCGAAUGCGCGCUUGUACCGGCCCGCGCCCCCACGCCCCCCUCCCCCGCCCGCCUGGCCGCGCGCUACCUGGCCGCCGCCCGUACCUGCCGCGCGGCUCGAAACCGCGUCUCGCGCAGCUUUGCGCUUGAGCGAGCAACGGCGCGGCUUCCGCGCACCACAGCGUUCCCUGCGUUCACCGGUUCGUCCCGAGCGCUUGCCAGUCCGCGCUACACGUUCACCCGCGCGCCGGCGUUCGCCAGCGUCGGCACAGCCCUCGGGGACCGUCUCGCUCUCGCAGCCCUCGCGGCGCCUGGUGGUGACUCUGCCGGCGCCGCCCAGCGACUUCGUCUCGCCGCCGCCUCGCUACCGGCCCGCGAGCGAGCACUUCCGGCUGCGCUCGCAGAACACGGAGUCAGGCGCGUCGAGCCCGGUGGCGGGCCGGCCGGUUCUGGGCUCUCCUGUGCCUGCCGCCGCGCCCGCCAUGGACACCGGAAACAGACAUUCCACCAGUCCGGAGGACUGUUCCGACGGUAACGAGACCUUGUCCGCGCCCAGCGAAUUCCUGGCGGAGUUCCUGUCGGCCAUUAUGCGGCGUCAGUACGCGGAGGCGCUGAAGUACUGCCGCCUGAUUCUCCAGUACGAGCCGCACAACGCCACGGCGCGCGGCUUCUACCCGCUGCUGCAGCACAAGCUGCGCGCGCAGCCCGCGCCCGGGGCGGCCGGGGCGACCGGGGCGGCCGGGCCGGCCGGGGCGACCGGGGCGGCCGGGCCGGCCCGGGCUCAAGGCGCGGACGACUCGGACGGCCCGGCGUCAGGCUCGGCGUCGCGCUCCUCUUCGCGGUCGCGCGGUUCGUGCGCGUCGCAGUCCUCGCUGGAGCUCGACUCGUCCGACGCGCUGGCGCACUCCUCGCCCAGCGCCUCGCUCAGUCGCCGCACGGAGCACUCGGACAGCGCGGCGGGCUGCUGGGAGAGCACGGGCUCGGAGGACGACAACGGCAACGCGGCGGCGGCCGGGGGCGCGGCCGGGGGCGCGGGGGCGCGCGCGGCCGACGUGCACAACGACAACGUGCCCCGCGCGGACUCGUCUGCGUCGCUGCGCCGCCUGCGCGCGCAGUUCACGUGCUCCAUCAAGUGAGCCGUGGGCGAACUGCGCCGGUCCUGGCGUUGUCUUGUAUUAUACGCGUCCGUUCUUCGUCUAGAGUUUGCUUUAUUUGUUGUUAGACUAUAUCUCUCUGUAGGACCAAUGGUGGAGCAUAUCUUUCUUUGUAAUUGUCGUCGUGUACUCGAUGUCUAGUAUCGUGUCGCCUAGUGUGGCUGCUGCCCACUUAUUCAUUCCAUGCGCCUGCAACGACCAGCUCACUCGCCCAUUCUCUGACUUCUGAGCUGCGUGGGAUGCAGACUGAUAAAUAUUUCAAUGCCCUAAGAAACUCUUUAUGCCGUAAGUAUUUACGUCCACGUCCCGUCGGAAGCGAUUUGUCGGCCGCGAAUUCAAGUUAUUCACGUACAGUUUGCGACUGCUUUUGUUUACCAACGAUGUAUUAUAGGAUGCAUCGCACAAAAUAGCAGCAGAUUGACUUGAUUAGUGGUGCUUACAAAAAUCUACAGCAUAGGUGACUGAUGAUCAUGAUCUGUAAGUAGGACGUGUCGUCUGUACGGGCUGAGCGGCUGAGUGUAACGAGAAGACUGAAUGACGUGCCCGCGCAGUCUCGACUGUGACGGUCCACUUUACCUGCAUUCGUAACAUGGCAACAUUUUGUCGAAGUAAGUACGUGCGUAGUGGAUUUUCUCAUUAUUCUAUGGUUAUUCCCAUCAUUUACUUUUAAUUAAGUGUUAGGUUCCUAUGUGUAGGUACUUGCAAAAAGUUAAUGUACAUAAAGUUUAGGUUGAAAGCGUGAAAUAAUGAGACAAUAUACAAUGCGCCAACCAACUUACCUUCUUAGCAAAAUGUUCCUAUGGUGCGUGCCAGGUAUUACAAUUAUUGAUACAUAAGGUAGUACUUUUGGGCGAAAAACAAACCUAUUUCAGCUACAAAAUAUUUACUUCGAUUUGAUGUAAAUAUUAUUUCUAAUAGUUAUAAUUAUAAUAAUACGUAACAUGCAAGUGAUGCAAGUAUACGGGAGGUGAUAAUACAAGAAUGAUAAUACAAGUAAUGUUCGUACUAGGGACCUCAGAGCUAAUUUUGUAGGAAAUUAGUUGUAUUAUCACCUCCCGGACAUAUUCCAUGUUGGAUUGUAAGUCAUUCUGUAAGUAUAUACCAAAUAUUUGUGAAUGAUACGGUUGGUAGGCCUACUUCCGAAUAUUCGCGUGAGGGCGGAUGUUACUAGGCUCAUGUUGACAUGCUCUAAAAAAAAGGCAUCAGCUAGAGUUAAGUGCAUGUUCAGUAUCGGAAAGCGAGUUGAGUGGAGGUACUAGUUUGUAACGGUAAUGGCACUAAUGUACCUAAGGUAAUGGCGUCUAGCUAUUCAUUAAACGUUCACUAUUGACGAGUAGCAACCUACACGAGGCCUACAUCUGACCGAGCCAUUACAUUGAACGUGUUGAGAUAUAGGUAACACACGCUGACGUAAUGCCUCUCGACCUGCUUACUAUGAAACAUGAGGUAGGUGCCGAGCGAUUCAGGGAUGUAGGUAUAAUUAUAUUAUUUGGUUUUUGUAUGUUAUACAUAAAUACUUGCACUGCGCGCCGUGCGCCCUCUGCCGGAACUAUUACUGAUGGGUACAAUGGAACGGUGGAAUUAAAUAUGUACCUAUAUCUGUUUGUAAGGAAAU